Messenger RNA from Impatiens glandulifera, 1300 nucleotides. RefSeq names its product nucleosome assembly protein 1;4-like. Gene Ontology annotation, molecular function: histone binding; chromatin binding. NCBI's taxonomy places the organism in Eukaryota, Viridiplantae, Streptophyta, Magnoliopsida, Ericales, Balsaminaceae. The record is from RefSeq and is a predicted model, not a curated record. Gene Ontology annotation, cellular component: chromatin; nucleus. The coding region runs from base 63 to 1070 and encodes 335 amino acids. Gene Ontology annotation, biological process: nucleosome assembly. The transcript has 10 exons.
CUCCAUCUUCUAUCUAUCUGUCGCACAACAGGGUUUUAGUGUUUUCUUUUUUCGUUUUAAGAAUGAGUAACGGAAACACAGAUGCCCUAGAUAUAUCUGCCGCCGCCGCAGCUCUAAGUGUAGAGGAUCGCGAAGGUCUUGUGAAUGAUUUAAAGAAGACAAUUCUAGAAUUGGCUGAUAAGAAAUUGGAAAUUCUUGAUGAUUUAACACCUAAUGUUAGGAAGCGUGUAGAGUAUCUCAGGGAACUCCAGAGCCAACAUGAUGAAUUGAAGACAAAGUUUGUAGAGGAGAGAAUAAUAUUGGAGGCUAAGUAUGAGAAGCUCUAUGAGCCUCUUUAUGCAAAAAGAAGUGGUGUUCUGAUUGGUACUAUUGAAGUUGAUGGUGUUACUAAUGAGGGGAAAAAGGAUGAAGAUAAAGAAGCUGAAGAGAAAGGGGUGCCCAGUUUUUGGCUUAUUGCGAUGAAAAAUAAUGAAGUGUUGGCUGAAGAGAUAACAGAGCUUGAUGAAGAGGCUCUCAAAUAUCUUAAAGACAUUACAUGGUGUAAACUUGAGGGUGCCCAGGGUUUUAAGCUUACAUUCUCCUUUGAUCCCAAUCCUUUCUUCAAGAACACCAUUCUAACUAAAGCCUAUCACAUGAUUAAUGAAGAGGAAGAUAUAUUGGAGAAAGCAAUUGGGACUCCGAUUGAAUGGUUACCAGGAAAGUGCUUGACUCAGAAAACUCUCAAGAAGAAGCCAAAGAAAGGAUCUAAGAAUACAAAACCUAUCACAAAGAUUGAGAAUUGCGAGAGUUUCUUCCACUUCUUUAAUCCUCCACAGAUUCCUGAUGAUGAUGAUGAGGACAUUGACAGUGAUGCUGUUGAAGAACUUCAGGACCAAUUGGAACAAGACUAUGAUGUUGGUUCUACCAUUCUUGAAGAUAUAAUUCCACGAGCUGUUUCAUGGUAUACUGGGGAAGCUGCAAGUGAUGAUGAGUUUGAGGUUGCUGUUGAUGAUGGUGAAGACAAUGAUGAAGAUGAUGAUGAUGAUGAAGAUGAUGAAGACGAGGAAGAAGAGGAAGAAGUUGAUGCUUAGAAGAAUGAUUGAAAACAAAAUAUCUUUGUGUGACGAAAUUUUUAUUUUUUUUUUCUAUUUGAUUUGGAUAUUCUAUGUUGGGUUUUUUCUAAUUAUCCUCUAGCCUUGGUUGAUAUGGGCUGAGAUUUUUGAUAUUCUUUUCCUUUUUGCGGGUUGUUGGAGUUUGUGUGAAAUUUGCAUUUUUGAGAAGUAAUCAAUUUAUUUUAGUAAGAAAUUUUGCAUAAACUGUC